UAUUUCGAAUUCACGAAUUAUUUAUUUUUGAAGAAAUCUUUCGUUUAAAUUUGAAUACGUGUUUUUUAAGCAAUAUGUGGAUGAUUGUAUAAAGGGCUUGCUAAGUAAUAAAAAUAAAAUUCAAUAUACACUCGAUAAAUUUAAUAAUUUUAAUAACGUGAAAAUUGUCUAUGUUUGACAAGGAAAAUAAAAACAAAUUGCGCCAAAAGCCGACUUUACAAUGAAAAUAUUCUUACUACGAGAUCCUGGUUGUCUUAAGUGUGUGUUCUUAUGUAAUCAGAUUGCCACAAUGGCUCUAAAAUUUAAUUUAAACUUUUUUUUAAGGCUUCGAAAACGACCUAAAAAUUAUUUAAGGAACAGUUUCAUUUAUCAGUCUGCCGAGCCGAGUCUUCAAAUAUAUCAAUCGAUACUAACUUUUAGUACUUUUAUCCCUGCAGAUAUUUUCCAUUCAUGUAGCUCCGAUUAAAAGUGGGUUUGAUGAAUGACCAGCUUCGUCUAUCGAUUAGUGUCUUUCGCUGAAAGUGUUGAAGUGCAGUGAGUGAAAUGACGAUCUAGAAGGCAAGGUGGUGCAAAGCAAGUGGUUGAGAUCAGUUGUGAUCGACAGCAGCUGUCCCGGUGCCAAAAUUAACAUUCCGGGCGCACGAGACCCGAUUUUGUCCCGUGCAGCCAGAAGAGCGCCGGUCCGCGAGCUACUUUCGUGAGUGUUCGGAAACCGAGUCGGCACGCGUUGCCUCAGCCUCAGCCACCCCGGACUAACCGUGAGCGAGCCGAUGGUGGGGGUAGGGCCCCAUAGAAAACCCAUGACGAAGAGCUUCCGAAAGCAUUCAGCCGCGCGCCUUUGAGCAUUCGCGAUCUCUCCGCCUUUACCCCUCACUUGCGUAGUGUUUCGGUACCUCAGCACUCUUGUCCUUUAUGGCUCUGGCGAUGACCCUCGGCCAGAAAAACAUGUACAACGUGAUCCAGCACUCAAUGCCCCAGACCAACUGUGUGAUUGUGUCGCAGGCCCAGAAACAAUCGGUGAUCGGCGGCAAAAGGCCGCUGGCUCCUGCCCCCGAAAGGAGUUCGGUUCUAGUGUCCACCAGCAACAACAGCAACAACAGCAACGGCAGCAGUUGCAAGAGGAAAAUCCAGUUCAUGCCGUAUGGCACACCAAAUCAGCAGCCUGCCUCAGUGGCUCGCCGCAAUGCCAGAGAGAGGAAUCGCGUUAAGCAGGUGAACAAUGGGUUUGCUACCUUAAGGUCGCAUAUUCCGCAGAGUGUCGCCCAGACGCUGUCGCCGCAGCCCAACUCCAGCAGGGGCGCCUCCAAGAAGUUGAGCAAGGUGGAAACGCUGCGACUGGCCGUCGAGUACAUCAGGAGUCUGCAGCAGAUACUGGACGAGAACGAGGGCGAUCCAGGCGACAAUCAGGCCAACUUCUACGGCUCGCCCGAUUCCAACCAGCUCUACCAAAGUGCCUCCUAUUCAGUCCUGCUGCCCACGCCGUCCUGCUCGGAGGCAUCCGCCUCCCCGACUCCGUCCCACAGCUCGGAGGGCUCGUUUUCGGCCACUUCGGCUUACACGAACGCCCUGUACCAUCACACGGAAAACUACGAAAAUUACGACCCCAAGAGUCCCGAGGACGAGGAGCUGCUCGAUGCCAUCUUCUCCUGGCAGCAGGAAUAACCCGCGACCCGCCUUUAAAAGCCUCCAAAGGUUGUGCAGUUUCGGCCAGUCCCACCACCACUAGCUUACAAGUCCAGUGCCUUUGCUUCAUUCCAGUGAGAAGUGAUAUUUAUAUUUUCGAGAGUUUAUCACUGUUUUUUCUAGUCAUUGUUGUUGUACAUUUUGUAUAUAUGAAGAGUAGUUUAAGGCGUUGUGGUUCUCGAACCGACCAAUCAAAAUUCUCUAUUUAUCGCAAACAAGUACUUGCAUAGUGUUAUAAUAGUUUACUAUCGUACUGAUUAAUUUUAGGUUUCCUACUGUACAUUCGUUGCUUAGUGUAAGUUUUAGUCUAAGUCCGCCCUAUUGCCUUGCAGGUGAAAUAAACUCGAGUUUACAUUUUUA
Dendroctonus ponderosae (mountain pine beetle) is the source of this 2043-nucleotide messenger RNA. RefSeq names its product achaete-scute homolog 1a (gene Ash). Bases 913 to 1662 code for a protein of 249 amino acids. The record is from RefSeq and is a predicted model, not a curated record. Gene Ontology annotation, biological process: developmental process; regulation of transcription by RNA polymerase II. Gene Ontology annotation, molecular function: DNA-binding transcription factor activity, RNA polymerase II-specific; RNA polymerase II transcription regulatory region sequence-specific DNA binding; protein dimerization activity. NCBI's taxonomy places the organism in Eukaryota, Metazoa, Arthropoda, Insecta, Coleoptera, Curculionidae. The transcript is spliced from 2 exons.